Capsella rubella is the source of this 1589-nucleotide messenger RNA. Its product is annotated as probable galacturonosyltransferase-like 8. The coding region runs from base 179 to 1351 and encodes 390 amino acids. The record is from RefSeq and is a predicted model, not a curated record. Gene Ontology annotation, molecular function: glycosyltransferase activity. Gene Ontology annotation, cellular component: Golgi apparatus. Lineage: Eukaryota; Viridiplantae; Streptophyta; Magnoliopsida; Brassicales; Brassicaceae. The transcript has a single exon.
CUUAUCUCUCCAUCUCUGUGGAGAGAGAGAGAGAGAGACAAAACUUCACAAAAGAAAAGAACAUUCUUUGGAAAUCUUUACUUAUCAAUCUUCUCGCACAAUGCUAUAUCAUUAAGCCGAUGAUAAAAAAGAUUCAAUCUUUUCUUUAAUUCACUUUGAUUCAUACGCGUUUUUAGUAAUGCCGUCGAGUUUUUCUUUGACGGUGUUGUGUUUGAUUGUUCUGUUACCUUUUGCCGUUGGAAUACGGUUGAUUCCGGCGAGGAUCACGACUGUCGGUGGCAGCGGAGGAGGAGGUAGUAAUGGGUUUAAUAAGCUUGGUCCGUUCAUGGAAGCUCCCGAGUACAGAAACGGCAAGGAGUGUGCUUCGUCAUCUGUGAACAGAGAGAACUUCGUGUCGUCUUCUAAUGAUCCUUCGCUUGUUCACGUAGCUAUGACUUUGGAUUCUGAGUAUCUCCGUGGAUCGAUCGCAGCUGUUCAUUCCGUUCUCCGCCACGCGUCUUGUCCUGAGAACGUUUUCUUCCAUUUCAUCGCGGCUGAGUUUGAUUCGGCGAGUCCUCGUGUCUUGAGUCAACUCGUGAGGUCCACGUUCCCGUCGCUGAACUUCAAAGUCUACAUUUUUAGGGAAGAUACGGUGAUCAAUCUCAUAUCGUCGUCGAUUAGACAAGCUUUGGAGAAUCCGUUGAACUAUGCUCGGAACUAUCUCGGAGAUAUUCUUGAUCGGAGCGUGGAGCGAGUCAUUUAUCUUGACUCGGAUGUUAUAACUGUUGAUGAUAUCACGAAGCUUUGGAACACGGUUUUGACCGGGUCACGGGUCAUCGGAGCCCCGGAGUAUUGUCACGCCAACUUCACUCAGUACUUCACUUCCGGGUUCUGGUCAGACCCGGAGUUACCGGGUCGAAUCUCGGGUCAAAAGCCUUGCUAUUUCAACACUGGAGUGAUGGUGAUGGAUCUUGUUAGAUGGAGAGAAGGGAAUUACAGGGAGAAGCUAGAGCAAUGGAUGCAACUGCAGAAGAAAAAGAGAAUCUAUGAUCUUGGAUCUUUACCACCGUUUCUUUUGGUGUUUGCGGGAAAUGUGGAAGCCAUUGAUCAUAGGUGGAACCAGCAUGGUUUAGGAGGGGACAACAUACGAGGAAGCUGCCGGUCUCUGCAUCCUGGUCCUGUGAGCUUGUUGCAUUGGAGUGGUAAAGGGAAGCCAUGGGUGAGACUUGAUGAGAAGAGGGCUUGUCCGUUGGAUCAUCUUUGGGAGCCAUAUGAUUUGUUUAAGCAUAAGAUUGAGAGAGCUAAGGAUCAGUCUCUUCUGCUUGGGUUUGCUUCUUUGUCAGAUCUGACUGAUGAUUCUAGCUUCUUGUGAGGGUUACAUUCUUUGUCAUAUCUUCUGUUGUAUUACAGGUUUUACAAAAAAAAAAUACCAUUGUUCAGGUGAGUGAUUCUUUGAUUUUGUGGUGUACAAAUCGAGUAGUGAGGGGGGAAAGAUAUAGAGGCUGUGGAAUAAGCCAUUGAUGACCCUAUUUUGUUGAGAAUUCUUUUGUCAGUUUGGUGCUCUUGUUUUCAAAUCGUUUCUUCUUAAUAAAACCUCAUCUUGAAGUGCA